Messenger RNA from Phaeoacremonium minimum UCRPA7, 1293 nucleotides. RefSeq names its product putative mfs protein. Lineage: Eukaryota; Fungi; Ascomycota; Sordariomycetes; Togniniales; Togniniaceae. Gene Ontology annotation, molecular function: transmembrane transporter activity. Bases 1 to 1293 code for a protein of 430 amino acids. The transcript has a single exon. The record is from RefSeq and is a predicted model, not a curated record. Gene Ontology annotation, biological process: transmembrane transport.
AUGUACAACGCUCUGGGUGGACUCGGAGGCUCAGGCCAAGUUGACUCGACCGUCGCUGCUAAUGCCACAGUGGCCCUUCUCUCUACAACCGCGGCCACGGCACUCUUUUUUGUUGGACCUAUAUUCUCUUACACGGGGCCGAGAAUCUGUUUUCUCAUCGGCGGCUGGACGUACAGCUUGUACAGCGGCUCUUUGCUUUGCUUCAACCAUACCUCCAACGGAUCUUUCGUCAUUGCCUCUGGCGCGAUUCUGGGUAUCGGUGCUUCUUUCGUCUGGAUUGUACAGGGAGCCAUUAUGACAACAUAUGUCUCUGAAGCUCAGAAAGGCAGGGCCAUUGCUGUAUUCUGGAUUAUUUUUAACCUCGGAGGCGGUAUUGGCUCAUUAGCUUCGUUUGGACUCAACUUCCACUCCAAGAGUGGCACCGUGUCCGACUCAACCUAUAUUGCUCUGAUGGUUAUCAUGAUAUUUGGUUGGCUAUUAGGGGUUUUCAUUUGUAACCCUAAGCGUAUCCGUCUCGCACAGCUUCACGCUGCUACUGAGACCGAAAGGCACAACUUGAAGGGAACUGUGCAGAUCGCCAUACAAACUCUGUUCAAAUGGCGAGUUCUGUGCAUGCUGCCUCUUUUCUUCUGUGCCAACGUCUUCUACUCCUACCAGCAGAACAACGUCAACGGCUACACAUUCAAUAUUCGGAGUCGAUCUUUAAACGGUGCUCUCUAUUGGAUGGCCCAGAUGCUCGGUGGUCUUAUCAUUGGCUUCCUUCUGGAUAUGCCCUGGUUCCAGCGCCAGACGAGAGCGCGCAUUGGAUGGGCUGUCCUUGCGGUUACGGGCAUGGCUAUCUGGGGCGGAGGCCUUGCCUUCCAAGAAUGGGAGGAUGUUCGUCUCGCAAACGGCCACAAGCAGGACCUGGACUAUACCGACGCCAAAACCGCCACAGGUCCUAUCUUCUUGUACAUCUUCUACGGAAUGUACGAUGCACUUUGGCAAGGCUUCUGCUACUGGCUGAUCGGAACCGAGUCGAACAGCCCUGCCCGUGCUGCCGUUCUUGUGGGCGCCUACAAAACUUUUCAAUCUACUGGGGGAGCCUUCGCUUGGAGGAUUAAUGCUCUUAAGAAGAGUGGUAUGACUCAGCUUGCAAUGGAUUGGGGCCUCUGCAUGGGAGCGUUGCUGAUUGUACUACCAACCGUAUGGACUGUAAAGCCACACACUGGCCUGGAGCAAGAGGCAGGAUUCAUCCCGGAAGACACAAAGAAUGCGGACCAGGCAUCUGAGAAGGAUGUCGCACGCGUCUAA